Messenger RNA from Akanthomyces muscarius, 3075 nucleotides. RefSeq lists its product as uncharacterized. Gene Ontology annotation, cellular component: nucleus; DNA replication factor C complex. The transcript is spliced from 4 exons. Gene Ontology annotation, molecular function: ATP binding; ATP hydrolysis activity; DNA binding. Gene Ontology annotation, biological process: DNA replication; DNA repair. Lineage: Eukaryota; Fungi; Ascomycota; Sordariomycetes; Hypocreales; Cordycipitaceae. The record is from RefSeq and is a predicted model, not a curated record. Bases 1 to 3075 code for a protein of 1024 amino acids.
AUGCCUGACAUUCGCUCCUUUUUCACCCCUAAAGGUGGCGCGGCCGUGGCGGCCGUGAAAGCUGAGCCAGCCAGCCAAAAGCCCGACAACAAAAGGAGAAAAGUUGGUCGUAAGGUCAUUGAAGAUAGCGAUGAUGACGAGGUCGUCGAGAAGAAACCUGCCGCAAAGUCUACACCAAAAGCGAGCAAGAAGAAGGCCGAAGAUGAUGGUUUAGAGAUAUCAACGAACGACUACUUCGCAUCGAAUGAGGCGCAGACUUCCACGCAGGCUACUCCCAAGAAACCUACCACUGCAGCAAGCAAAGCCGAUGUCCCUGUGAGAAGCAGUCCAAGAUCGAAAACGACAGUGGCAAAGACAGCAGCGCUGUCCAGCGAUAAACCGGCACCAAAACGUACCUCCAGAUCUUCGCACCAGCGCAAACAGGACGAUGACGAUGCACAUAUGGAAGACGCCGACGAAGAUGGCGAUGACAUAUUCGCUGCCGACAUAAAAGGUCGCGGCAAGGGAGACGACGACUAUGCAGAGGACUCUGAUGAAGACAUGCUUCCUCAGCCAUCGCGCGCAGCUGCCAAAGAGAAACAGACGCAGGACACCAAGCCGAGCCGUGCUGCUGCAGCGAGCAAAAAGCGAAAAACCCCGGAGCAAGACUCGGAUGAAGAAGAAGAGGAAGAGCUUCCGCGAAAGAAACCAACAGCUUCAAAACCUCGCGCGCCUCGUGCCAAGAAAGCCGACGUACCCGAAGACGCUGCAAUCCAAGACAUUCUUGACAGUGUUGCCACUGUUCGGCCCCCGACACCGCCACCAAAGGACCCCAAUACCAAGUUUGAUUGGCGCAAAGCUGCCGGAGGUGGAAAUGCGACUGUCCAGCCUGUUGGUAGUGCGGACAUUCCCGAAGGCGAAGAAGAAUGCUUGAGCGGUCUCUCUUUUGUAUUCACCGGAGUCUUGAGCACAAUUGGUCGUGACGAAGGCCAGGCACUCGUGAAGCGUUAUGGCGGAAAAGUGACUGGCCAGCCCAGCAGCAAAACUAGCUUCGUCGUGCUGGGCGAUGAUGCUGGUCCAAGCAAACUGGCCAAAAUUAAAUCAUUCGGCAUCAGAACUAUUGAUGAAAACGGCUUGUUCGAUCUCAUCCGCAAGCUUCCUGCCCAUGGAGGAACUGGCAAAGGAGCGCAGAAAGCUCAAGAGAAGAAGAAAGCUGACGAGGAAAAGAUCAAGCAACAAAUUGCCGAAAUGGAGGCCGAAGAGAAGGCCAAGAGAGCUGCUGAGACAAAGGCCGCCAAACUCGCAGCCAGCGUGUCGGGUGCAGCUCGCCCUCCGCCGCCUUCUAAUGUCCCUACACAGUUACUUACCUCAAAGUAUGCUCCUACUCAACUCAAUCACAUCUGCGGCAACAAAGGCCAAGUCGAAAAAAUCCAAGCCUGGCUGCGAAACUGGCCCAAGGCCAAGAAAUACAACUUCCAGAAACGCGGUGCUGAUGGUUUGGGCGGUGAGCGAGCAAUCAUCAUUUCCGGCCCUCCUGGUAUUGGCAAAACGACAGCGGCUCAUUUGGCUGCUAGGCUGGAAGGCUAUGACGUUCUGGAAAGCAACGCCAGUGACGCUCGUAGCAAGAGACUGGUUGAAGCAGGCGUCAGCGACGUCAUGAAUAAUACUUCGCUACUUGGCUUUUUUGCAGGGGACGGCAAAAGUGUGGAUACCACGAAGAAGAAGAUGGUCCUCAUCAUGGACGAGGUGGAUGGCAUGUCUGGCGGCGACAGAGGAGGUGUUGGCGCAAUGGCCAAGUUCUGCAAAAAGACUGAAGUCCCCUUGAUUCUCAUUUGCAACGAGCGACGUCUGCCAAAAAUGAAGCCUUUCGACCACGUUGCAUUCGACAUACGAUUCAACAGGCCGACUGUUGACCAAGUUAGAUCGCGCAUUAUGACCAUCUGCCACCGCGAAGGCUUGAAACUGCCACCGCCUGUUGUCGAUGCCUUGAUCGAAGGCAGCAAUAAAGACAUCAGACAGAUUAUCAACAUGAUUUCGACAGCGAAGCUGGAUCAGACAAGCUUGAACUACGACCAGGGCAAAGCCAUGACCAAAGCUUGGGAAAAGCACGUUGUUCUCAAGCCAUGGGAUAUCUGCCAGAAGAUGUUGGGUGGUGGACUCUUUGCACCAGCUAGCAAGGCCACACUAAACGACAAAAUUGAGCUAUACUUUAAUGAUCAUGAGUUCAGCUUCCUCAUGAUCCAGGAGAACUACCUCCGUUGCAAGCCAAUGGCGCUCAACGGCAAGGGCUAUAAUAAGCGAGAAGAAAAGCUCAAGGCACUGGAGCUGUUUGAUCAGGCUGCUCAAAGCAUUAGCGACGGCGACUUGGUGGAUAGAAUGAUCCAUGGCCCGCAGCAGCAAUGGAGUCUGAUGCCGACGCACGCCAUAUUCAGUACUGUCCGUCCUGCAAGCUUCAUCGCAGGUCAGCUCAUGGGCUCCAACUUUACCUCGUAUCUUGGGAACCUCAGCAAGACCGGGAAGCUCGGAAGGUUUAUCCGCGAAAUUCAUUCCCACAUGCGCCUGAAGAGCUCCGGCGAUCACAACGAAAUUCGACAGCAAUACAUGCCAGUCCUGUGGAAGCAGCUCAUCGACAAGCUUCAGGUCGAAGGCCCAGAGUCCGUGUCGGAGGUUAUCGAUUUGAUGGACGCAUACUAUCUGACACGUGAAGACUUUGAUGCUAUUCAGGAGCUUGGUGUAGGGCCAAUGGAUGAAAGCAAUGUCAAGAUCGAGUCCAAGGCCAAGGCGGCCUUCACACGAACGUACAACGCCAUGAGCCAUCCGGUACCGUUCAUGAAAGCUAGCACAAAUGUGGUAGCGCCGAAGAAGUCAGCUCAAGACGUGCCAGAUCUGGAAGAAGCAAUCGAGGAAGAAGACGACGCGGAGGUGAUAGAAGCACCUGCUCAGGAUGACGACGAGAUCGAUUUCAAGAAAGACAAGUACAUCAAGAAGCCCAAGGCAAAGAAGGCGACCAAGAAAUCAAAAGCAAAGGCGGACGACGAAGAUGAAGAUGAGAAGCCAAAGCCAAAAUCGAAGGCCAAGGCCAAGGCUAAGAAAUAG